AUGCCCGCUUCCCCGCUCCCAGGGGCCUCGUCGCCGCUGAACGAGGCCGGAUGGCGGCGCUCCCAGUUCACGUACCGCCAGCUCUCGCAGCUCGCAUCGUCCAACACGUCGUGCCCGCUGCGCGUCGUCGCCCACAUCGACCUCGAUGCUUUCUACGCCCAGUGCGAGAUGGUCCGGCUCGGCACACCAGAGGACAAGCCGCUUGCGGUGCAGCAAUGGCAGGGACUUAUCGCUGUCAACUAUCCAGCCCGCGAAUUAGGUAUUGGACGCCACUGUAAUGUCGACGAGGCAAAGAAACUAUGUCCCGACCUCAUUGCUCAGCACGUGGCCACAUGGAGGGAGGGCGACGACAAGUGGGCAUACCGGGACGAUGCCGCUGCCAACAUAGCAACCGACAAGGUCUCGCUUGACCCCUAUCGACUCCAGUCGAGAAAGAUCUUGGCAACGAUCAAGGACGCACUGCCUCCUGACCUGCAGAAGGUGGAGAAGGCAAGCAUCGACGAAGUCUUCCUGGACCUCUCCAGUCAAAUCCAUUCGAUCCUCCUAGAACGGUUCCCCGAGUUGAAGAAUCCACCACCAUACGAUGACCCCACCGAAAGACUCCCGCUUCCAUCUAUUGUUGCUCUCGACUGGCAAACCGAUGCCUUGGUUGACCUGGAUGAGGAACAAGAAACGAUCGAUCCUGACUGGGACGAUGUCGCGAUAUUGAUUGGAUCAGAGAUUGUUCGCAAAGUGAGGGCCAAGGUACGACAAGACUUGGGGUACACAUGCUCGGCAGGAGUAGCCAGCAACAAGCUUCUCAGCAAGCUGGGAUCCGGUUACAAGAAACCCAACAAGCAGACCGUUGUACGCAGCCGAGCCGUGUCGUUCUUCUUGUCUGGGUUCAAAAUCACCAAGCUACGGAAUCUGGGUGGUAAGCUGGGCGAACAGAUUGUUUCUACGUUCAACACGGAGAGUGUCACCGACUUGUUGGAGGUACCGUUGGCAAGCAUGAAGUCAAAGCUUGGACAUGAUACUGGGUUAUGGAUCUACAACACUAUCCGGGGCAUCGACACCAGCGAGGUCAACUCACGCACUCAGAUCAAGUCGAUGUUAUCAGCCAAGUCAUUCCGCCCUUCCAUCAGCUCCCAGGAACAAGCUGUGCGUUGGUUGAGGAUCUUCGUCGCUGACAUCUUUGCUCGCCUUGUUGAAGAAGGGGUACUGGAGAACAAACGACGACCUCGGACUAUCAACCUGCAUCAUCGCCACGAAGGACAGGUAAAGUCACGGCAAAGUCCCAUCCCUCAGGGCAAAGCGUUGAAUGAGGAGAGUCUGCUUGACUUAGCCAAGGAUCUCCUGGGACAGAUCAUUGCUGAAGGUAGGGUCUGGCCCUGCGCGAACCUUAGUCUCAGUGUUGGUGGAUUUGAAGAUGGUGUCAAGGGCAACAUGGGAAUUGAUGCAUUCCUGGUCAAAGGGGAGGAAGCCGAAGCCCUUCGGUCGUCGACCCCCGAGAGCCGCCCGGCAUCUACGGGAUCCGAACACGCUGUGAAGAAGCGCCGGGUUGAGGAUAACGGUAUCCAGAGGUUCUUUGCAAAGAAACCAUCCGGCAACCAAAGUCCCUUCUACGCGCCUGCCAUUCCUCAACAUCAAUCCAAGGCCAAUCCGCCUCCCUCCAACAUUGACGCCUUCGGUUCGAAGCAUGAAUAUAAUACCGGCGGUGAAACCGACAUCUCCAUGCGCCAAAACGACGCAUCAGAUGCAGCCAUUCCGGAUGCGAGCUACUCUGCAGACAUGCAAGAAGAUUGCAACCAACCGACUCUCGCUGAUUUGCUUGUAUGCUCUCGCUGUAAGACCAGCUUCGGGGACCCAGACGCGCUGCAGAGCCAUGAGGAUUGGCACAUGGCCAAGGACCUCCAGGAGGAGGAACGUGUCAAGCCUACAUUCGCCCAACGGCAAGCCGCUCCACGUAACUCGUCACAAAAGACGCAGGGAACCUCAUCAAGACGCGGCCGAGGAGGGAAGCUGGAGCAAGGACAAAGUCGGCUCAAGUUUGGCUGA
This is a messenger RNA of Fusarium keratoplasticum, 2037 nucleotides long. RefSeq lists its product as uncharacterized. Lineage: Eukaryota; Fungi; Ascomycota; Sordariomycetes; Hypocreales; Nectriaceae. Gene Ontology annotation, biological process: response to radiation; error-prone translesion synthesis. Gene Ontology annotation, molecular function: damaged DNA binding; DNA-directed DNA polymerase activity. The transcript is spliced from 2 exons. Gene Ontology annotation, cellular component: replication fork; site of double-strand break; nucleus. The coding region runs from base 1 to 2037 and encodes 678 amino acids. The record is from RefSeq and is a predicted model, not a curated record.